AUGACAGAUCAACCAACCCCUAGACUGGACUUUGCAUGGGCAAUGAUGAAGAUGCCAGUGCUUAAUGUUUUGGCUGAAUCUCAAGAUGCAGUGACUAUUAAACUUCUUGCCUAUGCUAAUUUGAGUCUAUAUAUAAAGACCUUGAGGGUUUUCAAUAAGAUUGAUUUCAUCAAGGAGGAGCUUGAAAAGGCUUGUCCAGGGGUAGUUUCAUGUGCUGAUAUUGUUUCUAUUGCCACAAGAGAUGGCAUUAUGCUGAUUGGCUAUGAAUUCAUACAAAAACACCUCUCUGACCUCAAGGGGACAGGGCAGCCAAACCCAACUAUAACUCUUGAUUUCCUCACUGAGAAGAGAAUGAGGUGCCAAGACAGUAAUAGGACCACCACUCAGCCUUCUUCUUCAUCCAUGGCUUCAUUGGAAAUUAGUGAAUCUGCAGUGGAGGAUGUCAUAUUUGCAGGCUUUGUCAUCUUCAAUAUCAUCUGGGGUGAUGUUGAAGAUGUCAGGUUUGACUUACCUGCACAAACCAUCACCCCAAAGAUUCAGAAAGAUCUGCAUUUACUGAAGUUGAGAAGUGCCAUUGAUCUGAAGAGGCACUACAAGAAGGGUGAUUCAAAAUCCAAAACAUUGCCAAGUAUUUCCUGGAAGCGCAAGGUUCGAGAGAUAGAAGAAAAGAAUCAACUAGGGGGGAAUGAGAAAUGGAAGAUAAAAGGUCAGCAGUCGCAGAAGCGUGCAAAGCAAAGAAGGCACUGA
Molecule: messenger RNA, 747 nt
Organism: Quercus robur (English oak)
Lineage: Eukaryota; Viridiplantae; Streptophyta; Magnoliopsida; Fagales; Fagaceae
Exons: 8
Coding region: 1-747 (248 amino acids)
Biological process (GO): RNA processing; response to oxidative stress
Cellular component (GO): nucleolus
Molecular function (GO): RNA binding; peroxidase activity; heme binding
Source: RefSeq, a predicted model, not a curated record